Messenger RNA from Odobenus rosmarus divergens (Pacific walrus), 1708 nucleotides. It is a transcript of the gene MICU3, whose product is annotated as mitochondrial calcium uptake family, member 3. Gene Ontology annotation, cellular component: uniplex complex. The record is from RefSeq and is a predicted model, not a curated record. The transcript is spliced from 15 exons. Bases 14 to 1615 code for a protein of 533 amino acids. Gene Ontology annotation, biological process: calcium import into the mitochondrion; mitochondrial calcium ion homeostasis. Gene Ontology annotation, molecular function: calcium ion binding. NCBI's taxonomy places the organism in Eukaryota, Metazoa, Chordata, Mammalia, Carnivora, Odobenidae.
GGCUGCUCCCGCAAUGGCUGCACUGCGGAGGCUCCUGUGGCCGCCGCCUCGGCUCCCGCCUCCGCCCUGCCCUCAUCAUCCCUUUCCUGGGCCGUGGGGGCGGCCUGCGGGGGUAGCCCCGGGCCCGCCUGGCCGGCCCUUCUCCUGCCGGGAGGAGGAAGAGGGGGCUGUGGCUGAGGCGGCUUGGAGGUGGCGGAGGCGCUGGGGGGAGCUGAGCAUCGCGGCAGCGGCCGGCGGGGGUCUGGUCGGCUUUGUGUGCUACCAGCUGUAUGGGGACCCGCGGGCCGACUCCGCGUGGGCACCCGCCCCGGGGCGCCCCUCGGAGAGCUCGGCCGCAGAGCCGGAGGACCCGCCCCGCGGCCGGGGGCUGCUUCCCAUCCCAGUCGCGGCUGCCAAGGAAACGGUUGCUAUCAACCGAACAGACAUUGAAGACUUAGACCUCUAUGCUACGUCUCGGGAAAGGAGAUUUCGUUUGUUUGCUUCUAUAGAAUGUGAAGGACAGUUAUUCAUGACUCCAUAUGAUUUUAUUUUGGCUGUUACAACUGAUGAGCCCAAAUUUGUUAAAACGUGGAAGUCACUUACCAAACAGGAAUUAAAUCAAAUGCUCUCAGAAACACCACCAGUUUGGAAAGGAUCAUCAAAGCUUUUUCGUAAUCUUAAAGAAAGAGGUGUGAUUUCUUACACAGAAUAUCUUUUUCUUUUAUGUAUUUUAACAAAGCCACAUGCAGGUUUUAGAAUAGCUUUCAACAUGUUUGACACUGAUGGCAAUGAGAUGGUGGAUAAAAAGGAGUUUUUGGUGCUUCAAGAGAUAUUCAGGAAAAAAAAUGAAAAGAGAGAAACAAAAGGAGAUGAAGAAAAGCGUGCAAUGCUGCGUCUUCAACUUUAUGGAUACCAUUCUCCUACUAAUAGUGUACUUAAAACAGAUGCUGAGGAACUUGUCUCCAGAAGCUAUUGGGAUACACUGAGACGUAACACAAGCCAAGCACUCUUUUCAGACCUCGCAGAGCGUGCUGAUGACAUUACAAGUUUAGUAACAGAUACUACACUUCUUGUACACUUUUUUGGAAAGAAAGGAAAAGCUGAGCUCAACUUUGAAGAUUUUUAUAGAUUCAUGGAUAACCUACAGACAGAAGUUCUAGAAAUAGAAUUCCUUUCCUACUCUAAUGGGAUGAACACUAUCAGUGAAGAAGAUUUUGCUCAUAUUCUUUUACGAUAUACAAAUGUGGAAAACACAUCAGUGUUUUUGGAAAAUGUGCGUUACAGUAUACCUGAAGAAAAGGGCAUCACAUUUGACGAAUUCAGGUCAUUUUUCCAGUUUUUGAACAACUUGGAAGACUUUGCAAUAGCCUUGAAUAUGUAUAAUUUUGCAAGUCGUUCUAUAGGGCAAGAUGAGUUCAAGCGUGCCGUCUAUGUAGCUACUGGCCUCAAACUUUCACCACAUUUAGUGAACACAGUCUUCAAGAUUUUUGACGUUGACAAAGAUGAUCAAUUAAGUUAUAAAGAAUUUAUUGGAAUUAUGAAAGACAGACUCCAUAGAGGAUUCCGGGGUUAUAAAACAGUGCAGAAGUAUCCCACUUUCAAAUCCUGUCUAAAGAAGGAACUUCAUAGCAGAUAAGUACUUCCAAAGCAAAGUUUUAAGGAUUAUUAUCUACACGACGAUGCAAGAAGCACAAAUUUCAGAGAAUGGAAGCAGGUCUGAGAUCAGAAC